Danio aesculapii is the source of this 3336-nucleotide messenger RNA. RefSeq names its product DEAD (Asp-Glu-Ala-Asp) box polypeptide 46 (gene ddx46). Gene Ontology annotation, molecular function: ATP binding; nucleic acid binding; RNA helicase activity. Bases 40 to 3147 code for a protein of 1035 amino acids. The transcript is spliced from 23 exons. The record is from RefSeq and is a predicted model, not a curated record. NCBI's taxonomy places the organism in Eukaryota, Metazoa, Chordata, Actinopteri, Cypriniformes, Danionidae.
CGCGUCGCCGGAUGUGAGUGAGUUGACUGUAGCGACAACAUGGGCCGAGAGUCACGGCACUACAGGAAGCGCUCCAGCUCCAGGGGCCGGUCAGGCAGCAGGUCUAAGAGCCGCUCUCCAGACUCGAAGCGCUCGAAGAAGGACGACCGCACCGCUUCUAGAACACACAGCAGACGAGAGAGAUCCCGCAGCAGAGAGAGACGCAGAUCUAGAGAACGCAAGAGACAGAGGCGCUCCAGUCGAGACAGGAGACGCUCACGCAGUCGAGAACGCAGGAGGAGCAAGAGCAGGAGCAGAGGCAGGAGCAAGGAGAAGCCGGAGAAUGGAGAUCAGACGGCUGACAAGAAGAAGAUCAAGGAGGAGAAGGAGGAGGAGAAGCCUGAAGACCAGGACUUUGACCAGAACACCCUGGAGGAGGAGAUGAGGAAGAGGAAGGAGCGUGUGGAGAAGUGGAGGGAGGAGCAGAGGAAGAAGGCCAUGGAGAACAUCGGGGAGAUCAAGAAGGAGCUGGAGGAGAUGAAGCAGGGCAAGAAGUGGAGCCUGGAGGAUGAUGACGAUGAUGAUGAGGAGACCACAGCACCUGCAGAGCCGGAUGGAGAUGAUGAGGAGGAGGAGGAUAAAGCAGCAGAAGCAGAAGAGAGUGAGCGUAUGGAGGAGGAGGAGGCCGGAGAGGAGGUGGACCCACUGGACGCAUACAUGGAGGAGGUCAAGGAGGAGGUCAAGAAGUUCAACAUGGGCACUAUGAAGGGAGCCAACGACAAGAAAGGAGGGAUGUCUGUGACUAAAGUGGUGACGGUGGUGAAGACCAAGAAGAUGCCGCACACCACCAAGAAGAAGGGGGAGCUGAUGGAGAACGACCAGGACGCCAUGGAGUAUUCGUCAGAGGAAGAGGAAGUGGACCUCCAGACAGCGCUCACAGGCUUCCAGACGAAGCAGCGGAAGGUUCUGGAGCCGGUGGACCAUCAGAAGAUCCAGUACGAGCCCUUCAGAAAGAACUUCUAUGUGGAGGUGCCGGAGCUGGCCCGCAUGAGCCCUGAAGAGGUGAACGAGUACCGUCUGGAGCUAGAGGGAAUCACUGUCAAAGGCAAAGGCUGUCCAAAGCCCAUCAAGACCUGGGUGCAGUGUGGGAUAUCCAUGAAAGUGCUGAACGCGCUCAAGAAACACAACUACGAGAAGCCGACGCCGAUCCAAUCGCAGGCUAUACCGGCCGUCAUGUCAGGGCGAGAUCUCAUCGGCAUCGCCAAAACAGGAAGCGGAAAAACCAUCGCCUUCCUGUUGCCCAUGUUUCGGCACAUAUUAGACCAGCGGCCGGUGGGAGAGGCUGAAGGACCCCUCGCGGUGAUCAUGACCCCGACACGAGAGCUCGCUCUGCAGAUCACCAAAGAGUGUAAGAAGUUCUCCAAGAGUCUGGCCCUGCGAGUGGUGUGUGUGUACGGCGGCACCGGCAUCAGUGAGCAGAUCGCAGAGCUGAAGCGCGGAGCGGAGAUCAUCGUCUGCACACCCGGCCGGAUGAUCGACAUGCUGGGAGCCAACAAUGGUCGGGUCACUAAUCUGCGCAGGGUGACGUAUGUGGUGAUCGACGAGGCUGACCGAAUGUUUGACAUGGGCUUUGAGCCGCAGGUGAUGCGUAUCGUGGAUAACGUCCGACCGGACCGUCAGACCGUCAUGUUCUCCGCCACUUUCCCCCGCACCAUGGAGGCUCUGGCCCGCAGGAUCCUGUCCAAACCUGUGGAGGUGCAGGUGGGCGGACGGAGUGUGGUGUGUUCAGACGUGGAGCAGCACGUGAUCGUGAUCGAGGAGGAGAAGAAGUUCCUGAAGCUGCUGGAGAUUCUGGGCCACUAUCAGGAGAAGGGCUCCGUCAUCAUCUUCGUGGACAAGCAGGAGCACGCGGACGGCCUGCUGAAAGACCUGAUGAAGGCCUCGUACCCCUGCAUGUCUCUGCAUGGAGGCAUUGAUCAGUACGAUCGAGACAGCAUCAUCAAUGACUUUAAGAACGGGGCGUGCCGGCUGCUGGUGGCCACAUCGGUGGCGGCGCGAGGCCUGGACGUCAAGCAGCUGAUCCUGGUGGUGAACUACAGCUGCCCCAACCACUACGAGGACUACGUGCACCGCGCAGGACGCACCGGACGAGCUGGAAACAAGGGUUAUGCCUACACAUUCAUCACAGAGGAACAGGCCCGAUACUCUGGAGAUAUCCUGAAGGCUCUGGAGCUGUCGGGAUCAGCCGUCCCUGCGGAGCUCGAGCAGCUCUGGACAAACUUUAAAGAGCAGCAGAAAGCCGAGGGGAAGAUCAUCAAGAGCAGCAGUGGGUUCUCUGGGAAAGGCUUUAAGUUUGACGAGACUGAGCAUGCUCUGGCCAACGAGAGGAAAAAGCUGCAGAAGGCGGCGCUCGGCCUGCAUGACUCUGAUGAUGAGGACACCGCGCUCGACAUCGAUGAGCAGAUCGAGAGCAUGUUUAACUCUAAGAAGCGAGUGAAGGAUUUCUCGGCUCCGGGCUCCGUGUCUGCGGGGUCUGCAGGUGGUGUGAGCGGCUCCGUGUCUGCAGUGUCCGGCCUGGGCAGUCUGAGCGCUCCGUCUGCCGGAAACAUCCAGAAGCUGGAGAUCGCCAAGAAGCUGGCACUCAGGAUACAGGCGCAGAAGAACCUCGGUGCAGAGGCGCAGGAUGUGAUGCAGCAGGCCACGAAUGCUAUUCUGCGCGGCGGGACGAUAAUCGCACCUUCAGUUUCGGCUAAAACCAUCGCGGAGCAGCAGGCGGAGAAAAUCAACGCCAAACUGAACUACACACCGGUGGAGAAGCUGGAGGAGGAGAGACAGGCGGCGGAUGCUGCAGAGACCGUCAAGAGAUACGAAGAGGAGCUGGAGAUCAAUGACUUCCCACAGACGGCGAGGUGGAAGGUCACGUCUAAAGAAGCUCUGCAGCGAAUCGGCGAGUAUUCAGAGGCCGCUAUCACUAUACGAGGAACAUACUUCCCUCCAGGAAAAGAGCCCAAAGAAGGAGAACGCAAGAUUUAUCUGGCCAUCGAGAGUGCGAAUGAACUGGCUGUUCAGAAGGCGAAGGCAGAAAUCACACGGCUCAUCAAAGAGGAGCUCAUCCGCCUGCAAAACUCGUACCAGCCGACCAGCAAAGGCCGAUACAAGGUCCUGUAGAGCCGCGGUGGAUGCAGACGCUCCUCUGGCUCUCUGUUAUGAGCUGAUCAGACGCCUGAUUGGCUGAUCCUGAAGUUUAUUUUUUUUACCCAUUGUUUCAUGUAGUGUGCGUCGAUCACUUUGAAUAUUUUAAAAUUCCAUCUUACUAGAUUGUAAACUCAUUUGGAAAUAAAUGUUUUUUUUCUUGUG